Messenger RNA from Stomoxys calcitrans (stable fly), 1647 nucleotides. RefSeq names its product heterochromatin protein 1 (gene Su(var)205). Gene Ontology annotation, cellular component: nucleus; pericentric heterochromatin. The record is from RefSeq and is a predicted model, not a curated record. Gene Ontology annotation, molecular function: chromatin binding. NCBI's taxonomy places the organism in Eukaryota, Metazoa, Arthropoda, Insecta, Diptera, Muscidae. Gene Ontology annotation, biological process: negative regulation of transcription by RNA polymerase II; chromatin organization. Bases 326 to 949 code for a protein of 207 amino acids. The transcript is spliced from 4 exons.
CGCCAUUUAAAAAUAAACGCCAUUAAUACUUCACGCGUCGGUUUGUUGGUGUCGUAUUUUCGUAUUUUGAGUUAUUAAACGGGCGCUAUUAAUUAGUAUUGAGUUAUAGUAUUCUGUAAAUGCAAUUUGGUGGUAUUGUGAUAUUUCCGGCAUAUAGUGCAGAACUGGUUUAAAUCACCUUAAAACUAAUUGCUCACUCUGUACCGAAAACCGGCAUAGAUUUUUUUUUGCAAAAAUCAAAGCUGACUGUGACCUAGCCGACAGCACCAAUACACGUCGCAUUUUAUAUCUUCCCAGAAAAGGCUAAUAUUCAACACAACAUACCAUGAAAUCCAAGAAGAACGAUACUGAUGCCUCAGGCAGUGGCUCAUCGGACGAAGAGGCCGAGUAUGUUGUGGAAAAAAUAUGUUCUAGACGUGUCCGCAAAGGAAAGAUUGAAUACUUCCUCAAAUGGAAAGGCUAUUCUGAAUCGGAAAACACUUGGGAGCCAGAAGAGAAUCUUGACUGUCAGGAUUUAAUCCAAGCUUUUGAGGAGCAAAGAGCAAAAGAUGAGGCUGCCGCUUCAAGUUCCAAGUCCAGUGAUAAAUCCAAGAAAGAUAAUUCAAGCGGACGUUCAAGUUCUGUUGGUAAUAAACGCAAAAAUGAAGACUCAAAAUCAUCAGGGAGCAAAAAGAAACGUACAGACUCCACCAAAGAUGAAACAGAUAAUGAAUCCGUCUCCGAUAUUUCAGCAAGACAUUCAGAAUUGACUGGUUUCGACAAAGGCUUGGAAGCCGAAAAGAUUCUAGGAGCUUCAGAUUCAAACGGCGGCCUGUAUUUCCUCAUACAAUUUAAGGGAGUUGACCAGGCCGAAAUGGUGGCCGCUUCUGUGGCCAAUAUAAAAAUUCCACAGAUGGUCAUCAAAUUCUAUGAAGAACGCUUAUCAUGGUACUCGGAUAAUGAAGAGUGAAUAUUUAGCUAUACUCGACACACAGCGUGUUGAUUAAUUUCUACAAUACUACGUUUCUAGUUUACGUUGUUCUUUCGUAAUCAUUUGCUAUACUCAAUUACAAAUAAGAAGAGAAUCGCAAAGUUUUAAAAUUUAUUCAUUAGUGUUUAGUUUGGACGUUACAGAAAAUAAUUUCAUUUUCUCUUCUCUCAUAGUAGCAGAGUUAAAUGAACCAUUGAUGUCAAAUAUUUUUUUUUGUUUCUCUCGCAACAUUUGAAUUAUAAGAAUCAAUAAAAAAGAAACAGUACACUACGAAGGUGCACUUCAAAUUGAAAAAAGCUAGAUGUUAAAUUAUUACUAGCCAUGCUUCAAAGGAUCGAUCGUAUGAUAGCAUCUUAUAUUUUUAAUUCUCCAUUUGCUACACUUUUUUUUUGUCCUUUUUAAAGUUGUUUGUUUUUUAAUACAAGAAAUUUGAAUUCGAACAAUGACCGUAAGUCUGUGAGUCCCUAAUUAAAUUGUUUUUUAUUUGGAAGAAAUUUUUGGAAUAUAAUCUUUCUAAACGCGCCCAUUAUGCACUUAAUGUCGGAAACUAAAAAUAAAAUAUAUAAAACUAAAUGUUUAUCGAAUUUCCUUUAAAACUUAAUAAGACCAGACCGCUGUGACAUGAAUUGUGGUUCUGAAAUAAAUAAAAUAGAUGUAAAAGUAAUUAAAUACAAUAA